AUGGCACCGAAUUCUCGCCUUGGGCUGCGACAUGCCCCAGCCGAGCCAGUUAUCGGAUUCGACCCACAAGAAGAGGAGAGAAUACGCUUAGAGCAGGAAAUCGGGGGGCUAUCGAUAGACUUGGAGCACUCGAGUUCGUCGCUCUCGCUCGAGUAUGGUCGACAUGGGGCUCCCAGCCCACGCUUUGAGGGUGUAGCGAGCUUUGCACGAUAUGAUAGUGAUCUUGAGCGGUCACGAGAUGCUUCUAUUCGACGCAGCACUAGAUAUCAGUCCUUCCGCGCUGACGACUCCUACGACGGCGGACAGACUCAGUCCACAGCUGCUCAUCAUGCAUCUGCCGUAACUGUCGGCGCUGGGCUGGGAUACGGAAAUGGUACUCGUCCCUUGUCUCGUGCUGGCUCUGGAGCAGAGUACGAUCCUGAUCGUGAACUCACAAGCAUGCUGAAACGCAGAGGCCGCAUCAGCCUAUUAGACGACACCGACACCACCGUUCGUGAUCCUAGUGCUACCAAGAAAAAGAGCCUUCAGAUCUCAAGUGAUCCGCUUAUCGUUGACGACACAGCGGAACUCGAUCGCCUCCUAGAAACCGGCCAUAUCCCCGAACAUUCGCUCCGUACCCGUCACCGCAUCACACGCACCAACUCGGCCGAGGACGAAUCUCGCCGCACUGACCCCGAAUACGAUUCUUCCUUCCAUCGUAGCGAAGGAGACGACUCAUUCAGCCGCCGCAAACCUCGUCUCAGCGAUGCGCUCGGAGGGACUUUCAGCCCCAAGCGCCCCCGUACUACCACUGUCGCCUCCCCAGCUGGUGUGCAACACAAGCCCAUCCCUUCCAUUACUAGCACAUCGGAUACGAGCGUCCGGCCAAGUGCGUCACUGCUCGCUUCGCGACCUUCCAACAUUCCCGCUGGCGGUACGACACGCACAGACAGCUCCCUUUCAUCGUCUGGUGCAAUCCAGAAAGCCCGCCUCGAGGCUAAUACAGCUGCCAAUGCUCGUCGGGGAGUAGCUCAGCAGCCUGCUCCUGCUCCCAGUCGCCGAGUUGGGCGUCAAAACUCAUUCGACAAACGUCCGGAUUCAGUUCCCAUUGAAAGUCGUGCGCAGCCUUCCGCUUUCCCCAGGCCUUCUGCGUUGGAGGCAAAGAACCGAAAUGUGUUUGGGCCUGGGCUUAGUAUCCACCUCCCUGAUAUUACCGGCUUGACUGUCGCCGUCGCCUCGCCCAAGAAGGCCAAUCUAGAAUACAAGGAUGCUCAAGUUGGAAGCCCCAAGCUUGGUUUCGACGCCGACAGGUCUGCGGCAGACGCCCAACUCGAGCACCUCUCCAACUUUUUGCGGGAACUUGAGCGCGAUAACGGUACCGCCCGUCGCAGAGUCAGGGAGCUCGAAAUCGAACUCGAGUAUUGCAAGGCCGAGGUUGAGCGCGAGCGCACACGUGCGAGUCUCCAGCAGGAUGACCGGGCUCGUGCAGACGAACGUCGAGCUGCCAACGAGCGAGCCGAGCGUGAGAGGCUGAUCAGGGAAGCCGAGGAAUCCACAAAGAGCUGGGAGAGCAGGUAUCACGAAGUGGUUGAAGAAAAGAAAGCCCUUGAGGCCUUGGUGGCUACUCUGCGCUCCCACUUGGCUCGAAUGACAUCCGAGGUAGAAGACCACCAACGUACUGUUGACGAGCUUCGUUCUAUGCACGAGCGCGACGUGGCCGACUUGGAGGCCAAGACGGCCGAAGUAGCAGCCAUCACGGCUGAAGUCGAACGCUUGGCCGAGGAGUGUGAACGUCUCCGGGGCGUUGUUGAAGAAGGCUUGCGCGAGAGGCGACAGGUUCGUGAGAGCGGAAGUGUCCAGGCCAGCGGUAGCCAGAAAGACUUUGAAGGCAGUGGAAGCAUUAUCAUGGGUCGAGGAGUUGAACUCAGUGCUGUGCAGGAAGAGGAAGAGGAGACGGAAGACGAAAUGGAUGCAGAAGAGCUCGAAGGCCGAAGGAGCCUGCUCAGCGUCGGCGAGCUUGGUGGGGAUGAUCGGUCUGGCCGCGCCAGGACCGACCGCGCGACCUUGGGCAGUGUCUCUCGGACGCUGCGAUUCAUGGAUCCCCAGCCAGCUUUGACCAGCCAAUCCGAUAUUACUCCCGAAUUGGAACGUUCUCGGUCCAUGUCUUCCUCACGUUCCACACCACUUGAUGUUCAGCCCAUUCCCUCUCGAUCUAGCACUCCUAUCUUGGGCCGCACACGAUCUGCAGGCGCUACAGCAGGUACAAAAUCUCCUGCUCGCCACCAGUCUCCCUUGGUCUGGAGGGCCUCCGAAGACGAAGCUCCGCGACCCCGCCCCAACUCGCGACUACCCCUUCCUCCCCGCUCCGAAAGUCCAACUCCUCUACAGCGCUCGCAAGUGCGUGAGCCCGAAACUCAACCUCUACGAGCAAGCCAACGCAGGUCUCCGCCACCCACGCCACCCUUUCCCCGCAUCCGUGGUGCUCAACUCGAGCGCUUAUUCUUCUCUGCUCCCGAGCACAAUGAACAAACGUGCACCAGGUGCUGUCAACGACGAAAAGCCCGAAACGUCCGCGAUGAUAGGCAUGAGCCUGAACGUGCACGCGAGCGAGAGCGUGCCCAUUGGAGACUUGGUGGAAGGGUUGGCGCGCGGGAGGACGAGGACGAGGGUUAUGCGCGGAGCGAGGGAGAGGAAGAUCUGCCUGCUGAGAUUGACCCUGCUCGCCCCCCACCUCAGACUGUGUUGGUCAAGGUUGUGAGAGAGCUGGAAGAUGACUUUGCUCAUUACAAGGCGAUUUACGUUGAACUUGCGGAUCAGUACCGAAUUAUCGGACCCGCGAGCAAUGUCGCAAAACGAAAUGUCUUGGCUGAACAUUUGAAGGAAGUUAUCGACACGCUUGAGAAACGAGGCGAUCAAAUUGCAUCACUCUACGACCUACUAAGCGUAAACGACAAACCAGUCCCUAGAUAA
This is a messenger RNA of Rhizoctonia solani, 2949 nucleotides long. RefSeq lists its product as uncharacterized. Gene Ontology annotation, molecular function: microtubule binding. The record is from RefSeq and is a predicted model, not a curated record. Lineage: Eukaryota; Fungi; Basidiomycota; Agaricomycetes; Cantharellales; Ceratobasidiaceae. The transcript is spliced from 8 exons. The coding region runs from base 1 to 2949 and encodes 982 amino acids.